This is a messenger RNA of Penaeus vannamei (Pacific white shrimp), 300 nucleotides long. The record is from RefSeq and is a predicted model, not a curated record. NCBI's taxonomy places the organism in Eukaryota, Metazoa, Arthropoda, Malacostraca, Decapoda, Penaeidae.
UGUGCCUUAAGCAUGUGUGCAAUAACGGUUCUCGUUUUUAUAGCCAUCUGCUAUCCUGCCGUGGCUGAUGUGACCGCUUGGCAACUUAACCCGCUUCCUGUAAUCGAGGUCCCCACUAAUGGAACUUAUGAGUUUACUGAAGGACCUCUUCUUCCUGGCCAGCGCAUCGUAGGAGGCCAUGAGGCAGAUCCGUACAAGUACGGGUACCAGGCUUGUGUUACAGACAAAGCCAACUUCUACUGUGGGGGUUCUAUCAUCAAAGAUAAUAUAGUCCUGACAGCUGCCCACUGCAUGCUGUGA